Molecule: messenger RNA, 882 nt
Organism: Porites evermanni
Lineage: Eukaryota; Metazoa; Cnidaria; Anthozoa; Scleractinia; Poritidae
Source: the annotation of a GenBank genome assembly
AUGAACGAGUCCACAUUGAGAGACAACUCUGAAACCUCCACUUCAACCAUUAUCAUCAUUAACUGCUUCAUAAAUGUUCCACUGAUGUUGGCAGCUAUUCUUGGUAACAGCUUGGUUUUGGUAUCCAUCUUUGCUUCGCAGUCUCUUCGUUCGCAGCCUUCAAUGAUUCUGCUGUGUAGUCUGGCUUUCUCCGAUCUCGCUGUUGGGUUGAUAGGACAACCAAUCUUCGUAUCCCGCGAACUAACGCUAAAUUUGUCUAUAAUGAAUAUGUCAGGCGUCAUAUCGAUUGGCCUCUGUGCAAUAUCACUAGCAACAAUGACAUUGAUAAGUGUUGACCGAGUCCUAGCCCUUCAAUAUCACAUGUCGUACAAGAUUUUGGUCACAACUUCUCGGGUCAUCUUCACAAUUACUUUUGUCUGGCUUUUCCACGUUGUUGUGUCGUGUAUUUGGUUCUUCAAUGUAGCUGCACUUCUUUAUAUUGCCAACGCUUUAACAGGAACUUACAGUUUUGUUACAGUAAUCUGCUACAUUUAUAUUUACCGAAUCGUUCGUCGUCAUCAGUCGCAGGUUUUGAUGCAGCAAAGAGCUGUUCAAAGUUUCAACACAAGAGCAAAUGCACACAACAUGGUGUCAGAAAAACACAUCGCGUUUAACACAUUUGUAUUCUUUAUCUGCACUUGUUUCUGUUAUAUUCCGUGGUUCAUUUGUCGUUUUUCUAUCGGCGGCAAAAUUUUCCCCCAAAAUUCAGCUUGCAUUUUUACAGUAACCUUCAUCUAUGUAAAUUCUACCAUCAAUCCACUUUUGUACUGUUGGCGCCUUCGUGAGCUACGAGCAGCAGUUAAAAACAUUCUGGCGAAAAUAUUUUGUAAGCAACAAGGAUAA